AUGGCAACUCCCGAGGAGAAAUGGGUGGAAUUCACACAGCGAAGCGGCCCGUUGGCUGAAAAAGACCUGGAAGCCAUCUACGAUACCCUGAAACCAGUCACCGACAAGGAUGUGCUCGGCGAGUGGAAAGGCGGCGGCUUUGAGACCAGCCAUCCUGCUCAUGCCAAGCUGCAGUCCAUGAACUGGCUUGGAAAGACCUUCCAUUCUACCGAGGACGUGGACCCCAUUAUAAUCGAAAAGGACGGCCAGAGGGUGUGUGAUGAGAGCUGGGGACAUGCCAGACUCCGUCAAAUCCAAUUCCGCGGUGUCUUGUCAACCGCCAUGAUCUACGACAAUCAUCCCAUCAUCGAUCAUUUCCGGUGGGUGAACGACAAGAUGCUUGCCGGAGCAAUGGAUACAAGUAUGUUCCGGGACGCGGGGAUAUACUAUUUCUAUCUGUACAAGUAG
Aspergillus clavatus NRRL 1 is the source of this 447-nucleotide messenger RNA. RefSeq names its product DUF4334 domain-containing protein. Lineage: Eukaryota; Fungi; Ascomycota; Eurotiomycetes; Eurotiales; Aspergillaceae. The transcript has 3 exons. The record is from RefSeq and is a predicted model, not a curated record. The coding region runs from base 1 to 447 and encodes 148 amino acids.